This is a messenger RNA of Phragmites australis (common reed), 2398 nucleotides long. RefSeq lists its product as uncharacterized. The record is from RefSeq and is a predicted model, not a curated record. Bases 92 to 1516 code for a protein of 474 amino acids. Lineage: Eukaryota; Viridiplantae; Streptophyta; Magnoliopsida; Poales; Poaceae. The transcript has a single exon.
AAAAAAAAAAAAAAAAAAAAAACUCUCCCGAACCCCGAACCGGGCACACCUCUCUUCAACCCGGCCGCCCCUAGUCCCCUGCAGUCCACCCAUGGCGGCGGCGAGCCAGAGCGAUGCGCACCGGCGGGAGCCCAAGCACCGCCGCCCCAUGUGCGGCGUCUGCACGAAGCCCCUCCGCCUUUGCCUCUGCGGCCGCUUCCGCUCCCCGCCGGUGGACACCGCCGUCGGCGUCACCGUGCUGCAGCACGCGAUGGAGGCCCACCACCCGCUCAACUCCACCCGCGUCGCCCGCCUCGGCCUCCGCAACCUCGCCAUCGCCCAGGUCACCGACGUCAACAACCGCGCCCGCUUCCUCCUCACCACGCUCGGAGCCGGCUGCGGCGAUCUUGGAGGCGGAGGAGCCGGUCCUGUUGCCGCCCGUGCUGGAAAUGAUGGCCGUUCCGAUGGGCCUAGGGAGGUUGACAUGCAGAACGGCGAUGCUGUAGCAUUGCGCCGUGAUGUAAUUUGUGGCCAAUCUGAUGAAAAAGUCGGUGCGAAAUGUGCUUUUGAGAAGACAUCGCCCAAUGCUUGUGGUAAUCCUGGGAACGUCCGUGCUGAGAUUUUCUGUGAUUUAAUUGGAGAGGUUGAUUCUCUUGAAUUUGGCCACCACUGUGGUGAAAGUUUUGGAUUCGAGACGAUGACGAAUGAUGUGCAACCUGCUGAUUUUGAAAGGCCAAGCUCUGAAACAAAGCAGAUAGGAACUUGUGCUGUUAAUGUCGUUAACGGUGAAAGCAAUCACAGAAGAGAGACGGGUUUGACAUAUAAGGUAAAGGGUAAUUCGGCCCAUCCUGUAUUAGCAAAUGGCUUGGAAGCUCAUGGGAUAAUCCGCCAUUGUAAUGGCAUAAGCAAAGAAGGUGAAGUUGCUGCUGCUGUUGGGCAAGAUUGGACCAUGAAAAACAUGGAUAAGUGCACUAUCGCAUACACAGAGAAGGAACUCAGGAUCGACAUUGAGUGUGGUGUGAAGCCAAAAAUCAGAUGGUUAUCAAGAGGUCCACUUGGUCAAGCAGCUGUCUUGAAUGGUUUUGUUGUCACGAAGAUACAAACGAAGAAAUCAAAACUCACUGGAGAAGUAACAGAGUUUGAGGAAUUCUCAAUCACCAUACCGCCCAAAUCAGCUCUGCUAUUUCCAUGCCAGUGGGCAAUCAGCAUUGAUGCUUCAGAUUGUCAGGUACAACAUUUGAUUGUGUUGGAUGGCACUUGGGCAAAGGCACAAAGGAUGUACCAUGAGAAUCCAUGGUUACAACUUCUACCACACGUGAAGCUAGAAUCAGAUAGGGUUAGCUUGUAUAGUGAGGUGAGGCAAGAACCAAAGGCUGGGUGCUUGUCUACCAUUGAGAGCAUAGUUGUUGCCAUGAAGAAAUUGGGAGAGCAUACGAAGGGAUUGGAUGAUCUCCUGGAUGUUUUUGAGUCAAUGAUUGCUGAUCAGCGGCGAUGCAAGGAUGAAAAUGUGAAACAAAAACUGAAGUCCCAGUCAUGAAACCAUGUCGUCAGUUUGUUGUCUAAUUUCUUAUGACCUCUGGAUGCAUUUUUCAGUUCAGAUGACAUCUAUUCACUAUUUCAUACCAGAAAUUUUUUAUUGGCUAAAAGUACAUAGCAGAUGGUGUUUUUUAAGUUUUAUCGCCAUUUCCUGGAUUGUAGUGGCAGGGCAGACAUGAUUCCAGGGUACACCUUGUUCUCAGAUCAAAUAUAAUUCUUUUCUCAUUACUGCCAAGCUGGCAUACACAUCUGUUUUGUAUUAGAUAUGGACCUAUGGUACUCUUUGAAUAGGACGAGUUCCUAUCUGCUUUGUUAUUCUCCCGUUUAGCUUCUGUUUGGUACAACCUGCAUUGCUUCUGUUUUUAUUCUCCUGUUCUGUCAAAAAAUCACUUCCAAGUGCUGCUAAAGUUUAGCUGCUUACAGUAAAUUAGUUAGUCGACCACCAUUGAUCAUGAACCAGUUAAGAUUUUCUUGCCUUCUCCAAUGUUCCAUGCAUUUGGAGUUUGGUACCAAAAAAAAAAUUCAAAAACUGAGUUGCUAGGAAAUAUUUCUUUUGCCAUUAAGGACUGUCAUAUUCUUCUUUCUGCCAUUGAAAUUCCGCACAUCGCGUUUCUUCAAUUCUCAGUCUAUUUAUGUCAUUUUGACUCUGCCGAAACAAGAGGAGUUUUGAUGGGAGGAUGGCACGAAUGAGAAGCGUAAACUAUAGCUUUUCAUGUUUUGAUCCUGCACAUAGUCAUAAACUGCAAAACAGAAUAGAGUUCCUACGGAACGGUGUGAGAAACGAAUAGAGAGCGUAUUCAAAUCAAGCAAGGGGCUCAAGUGAAAGUUUUCACUUUAUUCAGUUUGAAAGUCUUACUUCGCUUUUGAAAGGUUCAAUUUUUAA